AUGACGAUGUCUCCCCUGCCUCUGGUAAGAAGACGGAGGAGCACAUUGGAGAUAGGGACAUCAUUCGAGAAUCAUUCGCUGAGAUAUCUGAACAAUGAGUUGUAUAUGAAUCUUCGUAGAGUCGGCGGAGCAGGAGAUGGUGGUAUUGAUUUAAGGGGCUGGUGGUGGAUACCCCAUACAGAUACACGUCCAAUCACUUCCUCAUCAAGUGCUCCUACCAAAUCAGAGGUCUUGGUGGGAGAAAGGAACAUCAGGAGGAUAAGGGUUAUAGCUCAAUGUAAAGCUGAAAAGAAACCUCUCGGUCCAAGAGCUGUAAGAGAAUUAGAAGGUGUAAUGUCUGCACUGAAAUUUCGGAUGAAUCGAUGCUCACCCUCGUCCUCUUCAACAUCAUCUGAACAACCCCAGGGCAAUGAAGAUUCCGAUCUGGAGGUGGAGGAACCGGAUGAUCUGCAAGAAAAGGAUAAUAUGGCAAUCUUAAUCUCACAAUCUGGAUUCACGAAAUCAACGAUGAUACAAGCAUCUUCAUCGAAUACUCCACUUAUGUUGGUUCAUCUACCUGGUGGGCAACCUAUGGAUAGUGAAUCUACAUCGACUGUUUCCCAUUCUAGCAUUUCACUCAGUGAUCCGAUUGAAUCAGGAGACGGCUUCAUUGGCAACGCAGGUGGAAGGGAGAGUGAUCGAGAGGGUGAAAUGGGAGAUCAAAUCGAAGUGCAAAGUCUUUGGUGGAAUAAAGCUUUAUCAGAAGGGAUCAUAGGAGGAGCGAUAGAAUUGAGGAAAACUAUAGGGAUCAAAGGUGUAGGAGUGGGAUUAUGGAUGAACGGAAAAAAAUUGGGUAGAUGUAGACCGAAAUCGGAGGGAGAACGGGAUUGA
Molecule: messenger RNA, 870 nt
Organism: Kwoniella shivajii
Lineage: Eukaryota; Fungi; Basidiomycota; Tremellomycetes; Tremellales; Cryptococcaceae
Exons: 2
Coding region: 1-870 (289 amino acids)
Cellular component (GO): mitochondrion
Source: RefSeq, a predicted model, not a curated record